AUGAAGCGCACGAGAUCUUCUAUUGAAGUCGCCAGAGUUUCUAGUGUUCUCUAUUUAGGAGAGACUGUUGUCUCUCGUAAAUUAAAGAGAUUUGAUUUUGACGCUUUCAAUGAGAUGAUUAUACCGACUGGUUUGUCGGAUGGAUGUGUCUCGCAAUGUAUUGAGUCGUUGGCUAAGGAGUAUGAUGAGGUGUUGUGCAAAGCUUUGGACAAGCUGGCACCUAAAAGAACUCGCACUAUUGUCAUUCGACCAAAUGCCCCUUGGUAUAAUGAGGAGAUUGCCACUCAGAAGAGGAAGAGGCGAAGGCUCGAACUUGAUAAAUUACAACAAAGGAAUACAGACAAAAGAUAUCUGUCUGCGAACAGUGACCUAGAACUCGCGAAUGCCUUUGCUAAUUUCUUUAGUCCCAAGAUUAUGAGCAUUCGUGAUGAAUUGCUGGUUAGGAGAGAACAGCUGGGGGAGCUCACUAUGGGGGAUUUUGAGUGUACAUCAUGCUUUAGUGAGUUCGCAACGGUAACAGAUGAAAAUGUCUUAGGACUGAUUAGGGGUUCAAUCAAGGCAUGCGCACUAGAUCCAUUUCCAGCGAGUAUCAUGCGGAAAUGCUAUUUUAGUCUUUUUUCUGUAUUUAGAAGAGCGAUUAAUCUGUUGUUAUCAUCUGGAGUGCUGCCCAAGGAACUUAAGAUCGCGCUGCUAUUACCUCUUCUCAAGAAGGUAAAUGCAGAUUUUGAGCAGUUUAGUAACUUUCACCCUAUGUCAAAUUUAAAGUUUCUAUCUAAAUUAAUAGAAAAAGCAGUAUUUGUGCAAUCGAAUAACUAUCUUGGCGAAAAUGAUCUACAUGAGUCUCUCCAAUCAGCGUGCAGUAUCUGUCAGAGUACAGAGACUGCGAUUCUCAUCGACACAAUUGACAUUAUGCUAUCAUUAGACAAAGGCGAGAAUGUUUUCCUUGCUUUUUUAGAUUUGUCGGCAGCAUUCGAUAUUGUUAGCCAUACCUUGUUGCUGGCACGACUGCAGAAAUCAUUUGGCAUCAGAGGAACUGUUCUGCGAUGGUUCAACCCCUAUCUUCCUGAUAGAACUCAGUUUGUUAACAUCAAUGAGGUGAAUUCUAUUAUACGUGAUCUUCCCGUGGGAGUUUCCCAAUGUUCAGUUCUGGGACCUGUGCUCUACCUUCUGUAUACUGCGCCACUUGCUAAAGUGAUAAGAUCUUAUGACUUGGAUUAUCAUCUAUACGCUGAUGAUACUCAGUUAUACUUUGUAUUCGGAUGA
This is a messenger RNA of Pocillopora verrucosa, 1263 nucleotides long. NCBI's taxonomy places the organism in Eukaryota, Metazoa, Cnidaria, Anthozoa, Scleractinia, Pocilloporidae. The record is from RefSeq and is a predicted model, not a curated record.